Stereum hirsutum FP-91666 SS1 is the source of this 7091-nucleotide messenger RNA. RefSeq lists its product as uncharacterized. Lineage: Eukaryota; Fungi; Basidiomycota; Agaricomycetes; Russulales; Stereaceae. Bases 109 to 6906 code for a protein of 2265 amino acids. The transcript has 6 exons. The record is from RefSeq and is a predicted model, not a curated record.
CAACUCGCCACCUCAACCUUGAACGUUGAACUCUUCGCCCUCGUCGCUGCUGACGACGACGACGACGACGACGACGACGACGACGAAAAGCGAGCAAAUACAGCGAGCAUGACUUCUCCAUACAGCUCGCGCUAUCCACGAGCGCCCUACCCGACACCCACCAAACCCCUAAACCUCUUCGCCGCGUCCCCCACGUCUGCCUCCACCACUUCCGUGUCGCGUCCCACUGUGAAUGGACUUAUGAGCACCAGCGGCAACCUCGGUGCGAAAUCAGCUGUCGAGACGAAUACGAGCACGAGCCCGAGCGCGCGUCCGCUUCGCGCGCCGGCUUAUAAUCCUUAUGAGAAGUUCACGCAGCCGGACUUCGACGCUUGGAUCGGUGAUAUCACGGGUGUGUUGAGGAGGGCUUUGGAGGGAAAUUAUGAGGAGCCUUCGCGCGAUGCGAGAAGGGAGGAGGAGGAGUUGUUCGUGAAUGGGGAUGCGCAGAAGCAGACGGGUGUGCAGGACGCGCUUUUGCGGGCGAGAGAAGAUGUCACCACGACCACUACUACAAUCACAACAACCACUACAGUGCAGCAGAACGGUGCCGUUACACAUGGGGAGGAUGAAUCAUCUGAUGAUGGUGAUAUUUUGGAGGAUUCGUUUGCGCAUGUUAAGGCGAGGAGGAAGGCGAAGGGGAAAGGAAGAGAUCCGAGGGAAGGUCCUGGGUUUGGGACUCGUGUGGAGGUGAUUGAGGGUAUCGAUGAUGAGGAGGAAGACGAGGAACAGGAGGAACAGGAUGAGGAUGAGGAGCAGGAAGUUUUGGAGAUUUCGUCAGGCUCGGAGGAAGAGGAGGACGGGGAGCCCGGAGAGUAUGACGAGGAAGAUUACGAGGGCGAGGGUGCGUAUGAUGGUGACGACGGCGUCGGACGUCUCCGUUACGAUGACGAAGAAGACGACGAGGAGGCCGAGCAGGAAUACUACGAAGACGAUGAAGAUGGCCAGGAGGACGAGGAAGAGGACGACCAGGAUCUUCGCGCCACGCAGUCUCAUGCUCGUGCUGGUCCGAGCUCAAGCCCCAUCAAGUCAAAACAGAAACCACAGGUCUACGAGCUCUUGGAUUCCGACGAGGAAGAGGACAUCAACGAAAUCACAUCCUCACCACCUGCACCGGAGCAACACGACGAUGCCGAAGAUGAACAAGAACAAGACGAGGAGGACUACGAAGAAUUCCCUCCUCAGCCACAAAAUGCAGACUCGGCGCUCUCGCCGUCCCCUGAGAUCGCCGAUCCUUGGGAGUUACCUAAGACCUACGCCGAAGAUUUGUACACAGGCGGAGAUCAGCUGGAUGGUCUUCCUCCGGACAUAUUAGGACAAGAAGUUGACGAGAUUUUGGAGGAGGAUGAGGAUGAUAUGUACAAACCCAUCGAGGGCGAAGAGGACAGUGACGAAGAAAUUCAAGAGAUACCUCCUCCCACAUCACAUCGCGCUUCCUCGCCACAGCUCGAACCGCAUGUGCACUUCACCCCUUCAUAUACCUCUUCACCAGCACCCGCCACCAGAACAAACAGGGAUGACGGGGAGCCCACACAUGCGCCUCCUUCCAGUUCCGAGCAUCAGUCCGUCAAUGAACGAGGUCUCCCUAAUCACCCGACGGUCGACCUGGACUCGUUCAGCUCCACCUACCCGGGUGGAUAUCCAUCUCCUGAAAACAUAGUGGAUUUGGGGACCGAUUCGGAUUUGGAAGAUGGGGAGGGUGCCCAGGAACAAGAGAGGAGGGUGGAGGAACCGGAAGUGAGGGGGUUGGAGGAGUGGAGGAGGAAGAAAGUCGAGGAGGAGCUGGCUGCUGCGGCAGCUGCGAGGCGAGCGAGGGGGGUGCCGAGCGAUGAAGAGGAGGAGGAGGCGGAUGUGAUGGAGCCUCCGCAGGAGGUGGUGGAGGUGGAAGACGACGAGAUCGAGGAAGUGGGAGGACCGAGCGCAGUGAUUCCUCAGGACGCUGAUCAAGUGGCAGUUCCUACCGUUGGAGACGCGCCUACCGUCGAAGUAAACGACAUUGACUCAACUUAUUACCACCCCACUCCCUAUCGCGGUGGCGAUACCAAUACCGAUACCGAUUUCGGCAUAACGAAAGAACAACUAGAUGCUUACAUAUCGUACAUGGAGGCAAACCCCGGCGCCUCAAUGUCGUCUUUCUGGCUCCGUAAUCGCGUGCGUCCCCCAUCACCCGACGCUGCCUCCCCCAAAUCAGAACCGGACUCGGACUCGGACUCGGAUAUAGAAGAACGACCUACUCGCUUCACUGCUGACGACUCGUUUGGCGUACUGCCAAAUACACCUCUUCCUGGUGCUGCCUCUGGCUUCGGUGCAAGUUCAAGAACCCUCGACGACGACUCGUUCGGCGUACUGCCGAACACACCUCUUCCCGGUGCUGCCUCUGGCUCCGACACACCUCUCCCUGGUGCUGCCUCUGACUUCGAUUCAGGAGCAGCAGAGACUGAUGCUCCGCCAUUGACUGAAGCGGAGAUCGAGGAGUUUUUGAGGAUUUAUAGCGAAGCCAAGAAUGAGGAAGAUGCCAGAGCGGCCGCGGCCGAUAAUACGCCAGCCUUCUUUGAGGGGUCUGGGGAAGGUGAGGGUGAGGGACUAGGGGCAGAGCUUAGUAUGGAGGAUAUGAUCGAUGUUGGUGCUGCUGCAGAUCUUGUGGACAAGGACCAGAGGGACGAUUCGAUCGCUUCGUCGAGAGAAGGAUCUGUCCAUCGGGAAGAGCAGGUGGUGUAUAUCGUCGAGGAAGACGAAAUACAUCAGCCCGAGGAGAAGGACGUUGGCCAGGACGAGGCCGAUGAGUUCCUCGAGGGCGAGACUCUUUUCCUCACCUCCGAUCAGGCCUACGAAGUUGAGGAAGCGCAAACGGAGGGACGAUUGACUCAGGAACCGGAAGCCCCAGCCGAUAGUCCAUCCUUAAACCCGCUUCCCACCGCCGCUACAUCUUCUGCACCCAUCGAAAUUAUCAUCGAAUCGCCCGACCUUUCUCGCGAGGCCGUACAGAGCGACGCCUCAGCCGCUCUCGACGACCGUACCGCACUCAACAUGUCUCUCCCCCCUCCCAUCGAACACCGAAACUCUAUGGCAGGCUCCACACUCCCUCCAGACCUUACUGCGGCAGAGGCAGAGGGCGCACACGAAGGACAUACGAACGACGGGAGUUUGUUCCCGGAUGCGCCUACGGAACCGCCGUUCGCUUUCUUGGGUCCCGAAACCGCACCGAACGAAGCAGAAAUCGAAACCGAAACUAAGGAAGGCGGGGAUGGCGAUGGCGAUGGGGAAGGGAGAGGUAGCGUCCCUGGGCCUAUUUAUGCGGACCCGGAUGUCGAUGAUCCUGCGAGCAUUCCGCAUACGCCGGCACCUGCGCCAGCAACGGAAACCACGGAGCAGGUCGUAUUUACACUUGAGCCUGCGUUGCCGGCUGUUCCCUCGUCAUCUGCUUCGGAUGAUGGACGGAUGGAGGCAUUGAAGGCUAUUCCGGCGUCGGUUAGGAGGGCGAUGGAGCUUGACAGUGGUGGGAGUGGACUUGGAACCCCGGCAUCUGGGAUGGGGAGUGGGUUAUUCACGCCUGUUGGGGACGGGACUGGGUCGCCGGAUGAGGAUGAAGGUGUUCCUAGGGAUGGCGAGGUUGCUAGGGAAGAGAAUGUAGGCGAAAGAAGGGAAGAGCUCGUAGGAGAAAGUGUGAUGAGUGGUCCUGGCCCUUCGGCAUUGGGUACUGCACCGGUUAUUGUGGCGAGUGAGAUUGAGGAGGAGUCUGAAGGCCUGGGUGAGGGUCCGGAUGUCGCGACUGAAGCAGUAGACGCAGUCAACGAGUAUGUAGCCGAAGGGCCAACGGACGACGUCGACGCUCGUGAGGUCGACGAGGACCAAGAACGCCCUCUUCUCUCCGUCGACACCGAACUGCCUUCCUCCUCCACCCAACCAAUCUCACCAUCCAGAGCCAUAUCCUCCACGACCUCCGACCUCGAGCUCGCCUACCCGUCCGGCACAGUCUCCGCCACCUCCAUCACCUUCCCCUCAGUGAACGGAACAUACGCCGCUUCCAGCUCGACCGCCGCUGUGGCGGAUGCGUUGGACGACGAGGAGGAGUAUGGGGACGAGGACGCGGAGGGGGAGAGCGAUGUUGAGAUUGAGGGGGGACAGGAGGUGAUGGUAUUUGAUUUGAAUGGGGUACCGGUGACGACGCCGACGAUGACGCCGACGAUUGAUAACGCUGAGAGCUCGAUUUCUCCCGAGAUUGGAGUUGAAGAGCAAGCGAUUGAAACCGUGCAGGAACCUGAGGUUGUGGAAGCAACGGAGAUCGUGCAAGAGACUCUAGUCGACACCACUAGCGCUGUCGCAGAGAAUGAAGUCGUGAUUGAAAGCGAGGCUGUGGUUGCAGAAACUGUUUCCGAACCUGUCCCAACGGAGACCGCAGAGCCAACAGAGCCCGUCGAGGAAGUCGUCGUGGGUGAAACUUCACUCGAGGCCGUCGUAUCACAAGAGGCUGGCUUGCCAGGUCUUGUUGACUCUGUCACGGAAGCGACCCUCGCUCAGCCUCUCGAGGAUAAUGCCUUACCUGCCACCCAGGUCGAUGGAUUGUCAGAUGCGUCGGACGAGUUGACGCCAGUCGAACUCUCACCAGAGCUCCCGCCCAAGACUUUGAAACGCAAGAGGGGCUCUGCUGAGCCGCCUUCAUUGACUCUCGAAUCUCGCGUCACCCGUUCACGGACAACGAAAGCUAACAAGACCCAGCCUUCCGCUACGAUCAGUCCGACUACGACCACUUCCUCACAAGGUGACAAGGCCGAUAAAAAGGCGAAGGGCAAAGGCAAGGGCAAAGCAGCGGCAGCGAAGAAAGGCAAAGGGAAGGCUAAACAGGUCGAGGAGGAGGAGGAGGAGGAGGAGGAGGAAGAGGAAUCCGAACCAGAAAGCGUCGCAAGUGCUUCCAGCGCAACUUCUGCCGCUAAACUUCUUGAUGGUGAAGACGUCGGCUCUCGUCAACCCUCUCGUGCUGCCUCUGUGGCUGGAUCGGAUUCGGCCAGCUCACUGGGCUCGCCGACGACGCUCGUCAGGCCCCCGCCGACUGCUCUACCCUCGCUCGUCCACUCUCACACCCAUAAUCACAGUUUCAUGCAUCACCAUCAUGGCCGUGCACCACCACCACCACCUCCGCCUCCUGUCGUCGCUCGCACGCAAACCCUCCCAGGUCCCGCGGAAACAUCGCGUGAAGCUUCGGCUGAUACUGAGAUCAAAGCUCCCAGUCGCUCACAACCCGAUCCUCCCCUCAAGCGUGGUCCUCCCAGCUACCAUUCACCUGUCACUCGCUCCAACUGCCGGUUCCACGUGAUCAGUCUCCCUUCCAUCGAGGUCAGCGAUACCGACAGCAAUGACGAAGCCCAGGCCUCCACCUCUAGACCUAGAAAAGAGGAUGUCGCCCGUUUCACUUUUAUCGUUCCAGGCUGUUCCCUCGGCGACGGUGAGCUCAUGAAGGAGGAAAACAUCAAGGACCACGGACUUGCCACGGAGGAUGAUCAUCGACGAAUGGUGCCCAGCAUCGAGGACCUCGAGUUCGAUGCGUAUCCCAUCGGCGUGCUCAGGCAGCUCGUUGGCGUCGACCUCUUGAGAGAGAACGAGGUGUUCUGGUUACCUGGGCCUGGCGAAAAGAUGAAGCGCAAGAAGCGACGACGGAUGACUGGGAGCCUCGCUAUCGGGCUGGGGAAGGAGAGUGUGAACAAGGCGAAGGGCAGCCUGGGCAAGAGUGCUGGAGGUAGUGUUCGAGGGAAGGAGAAAGAGUCGGCGGCGGCGGGAAAGAAGGCGAAUGCAUCGAGAGCUUCGAUGACCUCGAUGGAUCUACGGGCGUUCGCGAAUGGCCUUGGAAACGGAGAGGUCGCUGAUACCUCUGCCUCGGCACCCGUUGGAAGGUUUACCUCUGUGACUCCUAGUGUCCUCUCGACGAGGGAUGAUGAUGCCCCUUCACCCUCACCCUCUCAGCUGAAGAAUGGCGAUGACCCUGCCGCAGAGGUUCCCCGCCAGGAGGAGGAAGAGGAGCUCAAGAACGGAGACGGCCCCGUCUCAGAGCGGAUCGCACGCCGUGAGGAAGAGGAGGAAAAAGAGGAGAGCAGCGAGCAAGGAGAACAGGAGGAAGAAGACGAGCCUCAGGCUAAACGGCGCAAGCUUUCGUCUCCGCCCUUGGACUCCCAAUCGCCUUCAGCCUCAGCUAGUCUUUCAUCUCAACAACCAUCUCAGGGACCGAAGCCCCGUGGUCGGAGGUCCUUCAAGAAGCCUCUGAAUCCCGAUGCCCAGGCGUACAAACCCGGUGCUGAGGAUGAAGAAGCAGAGGAGAGCAGUGAAGAGGAAGGCUCGAAGAGGGGGAGGAAAAAAGUCGCGCUCAAGAAGCAACAGAACCCCGUCGUCUCUGACCUGCCUGUUGACUCCGUCGAUCCCGCUCUGCCCUCGACAGCUUCCUCUGCUGCUCCCUCUGCUGCUCCCUCUGUAGUGCCCACUCCUUCGGCUUCUGUUGUACCCUCUGCCGCUGCCUCCGAAGACGGAGGGGAUACACCCUCACAACCUACGGCGGAGAAGCCUACGAGACCGAGGCGAGGUAAGCGUCGCUCGAUUCAUCCGGAUGCGGCGGCGUACAAUCCGGCCAAGGAUGGAGAUGGCGAUGAGGCUGAUUCUGAGGAGGUGGAUGGGCGGAAGACGAGAAGAGGGAAAGCUGGCACGGGCAAGAGAGGACAGAAGAGGAAGCAGGCCGGUGAUGGCCAGGACGAGGCCGGUGCGAGCGUGAAUGGGGAGCAGGGUCCAAAGCCCAAGAGGAAGAGGACGAAGAAGAACACUCCUGUUACUGCUGCUGCUCCCCCUCCUGACUCAGCUCCAGUGGAGACAGCUGAUGGAGAGAAGGCUUGAUCUGCGGAAUAACGGAUGGUGAUAAGGUACGGCGAGGAUUUGGACGUUCAAGUUAAUCUGGCAUGGCUUGCAUAUUUGAACAUUUUGAAUCAUCUUUCUCUUGGUUCGUUUUAGUUUCGUCUCAAUGAUGUACCAUAACUCCGUAAAUAAGGACGUGUGACAUCCACAAUGAUAAGUGAGACUCG